AUGACGGGACUUGGGGAGACGCCAUUUUUCAGCUUCAUCAUUUUUUCUUUUCUUUUUUUCAAUUACGAGGGAGAAACUAUAUAUUACGUCCCGGAAGGAAGAGACGGACGGGGGAAUGGGAGGGAUACAGUGGAGUCUUGUGAAGAAGAACAGCAAGCAGAGAGCAGGCAAGCAGAAGAAGCGCGAGCAGAGGCCAAAAAGAAAAGAGACGGCCGUGAAGAGAUCAAUUAUUGUUUCUUUUUCCUGGCUCUUUUUUUCGGCGAAAACGGCUACGAUGAAGAGGAGGAUGAAGAUGGCGAGGAAGAAACCAGUCGGCCAGGCAUGGAUGGAAGGAAGCAAAGAAAAAAGAGUCGUGGUGAAAUAGGUCAUCAUGUCCGUUGGCUUUGCGUUGCCCUCCCUUUUCUUUAG
Molecule: messenger RNA, 408 nt
Organism: Trichophyton benhamiae CBS 112371
Lineage: Eukaryota; Fungi; Ascomycota; Eurotiomycetes; Onygenales; Arthrodermataceae
Exons: 3
Coding region: 1-408 (135 amino acids)
Source: RefSeq, a predicted model, not a curated record